Messenger RNA from Lolium rigidum, 1725 nucleotides. RefSeq lists its product as uncharacterized. Bases 1 to 1401 code for a protein of 466 amino acids. Lineage: Eukaryota; Viridiplantae; Streptophyta; Magnoliopsida; Poales; Poaceae. The record is from RefSeq and is a predicted model, not a curated record. Gene Ontology annotation, molecular function: catalytic activity. The transcript is spliced from 4 exons. Gene Ontology annotation, cellular component: endoplasmic reticulum. Gene Ontology annotation, biological process: GPI anchor biosynthetic process.
AUGCUCGUGGCCGCGCUGAGGCACAUGCUGCGCCGCGUCCUCGCCGGGUUCCGCGCGCUGCACCCGCGGCCGCGCAGGCGGCGGCACGGUGGAGGUGCUGCCGAGGCGGCGCCGGCGUCGGCGUCCAAGGCGCGUGUCACCGUGCGCGUACGCCGGAUGGGCAGCGGCAGCGGCAAGGCCGGCACACCGUGCAGCGGCGGCGACGGCGAGGGGGGAAGGCAGGCGGUGACCAUCCGCGUGGCGACGUUCAACGCGGCGCUGUUCUCCAUGGCGCCCGCCGUGGCCGCUACCGCCCCCGUCCCGGAAGCGGCCGCGGGAGGGGAGCGCGAGGCGGCGCGGCGGAGCAACAGCGCCACGGGGGCGCGGGCGCGGCCGAAGGGGAUCCUGAAGGCGCAAGCGAGCCUGCUGUCCCGUACGCCGAGCAAGGCGCGGGUGUCGAUCAACGUGCAGGACAACGAGAUCUCCCUGGACCGGAGCGGCCGGCUCGGGGGCACGAGCAGCCCGAGAGCCGCGAAGAAGCCGCCGCUCAACAGGCAGCAGCAGCCGUCGUUGACCGGUGGCCUGGACGCUACGCGGCGGCGGAGCGUGGAGGAGGUGCUGCGGGAGACGGGCGCCGACAUCAUCGGGCUGCAGAACGUGCGGGCCGAGGAGGAGCGCGGGAUGCGGCCGCUGUCGGAGCUGGCGGCGGCCCUGGGGAUGCGGUACGUGUUCGCGGAGAGCUGGGCGCCCGAGUACGGCAACGCCGUGCUCUCGCGCUGGCCCAUCACGCGCUGGAAGGCGCUCCGCGUCGCCGACCAGUCCGACGUCCGGAACGUGCUGAGAGCCACGAUCGAGGUGCCGAAGGUAGGGGAGGUGAACUUCCACUGCACGCACCUGGACCAUCUGGACGAGAGCUGGAGGAUGAAGCAGCUCAAUGCCAUGCUCCGCUCCGUCGACGGGCCCCACAUCCUCGCCGGCGGCCUCAACGCCCUCGAUGGCACCGACUACUCCGCCGAGAGAUGGGCAGACAUCGUGAAGUACUACGAGGAGAUCGGCAAGCCGACGCCCAAGGUGGAGGUGAUGAAGUACCUCAAGGGGAAGCAGUACGUCGACGCCAAGGAUUUCGCGGGGGAAUGCGAGGCCGUAGUGGUCGUCGCCAAAGGGCAAGAUGUGCAAGGGACGUGCAAAUACGGCACGAGGGUGGACUACAUACUGGCAUCUCCCAACUCUCCCUACAAGUUCGUGCCGGGAUCCUACACUGUCGUCUCCUCCAAGGGGACCUCGGAUCACCACAUAGUCAGAGUCGACGUCGCGAUAUCCGACACUAGAGAAGCCGACGAGCAGGCCAUCGGGACUCGGAAACAGAGGGUAGUAAAGAUGAGCAAGAAGGGCUCAAAAAAGGGGAUAUGGGCGGCGAAAUGAUAUUUCUUGGCGCCAUUUUCUACGUUUUCUCUCUCUUUUUUUCAGUUCUUAUGCCGUUGUUGGUAGAGGUGAUUGUUGGUUGCUUUCAAUUGUGUAUACGGCUAGUGGUUGAAGUGGGACUGAAGAAUCUGAUGUAUAAGUUACCAAGAGGGGGAGCAAUGUAUUUUUGGUAUGGCUUCCAUGCAUUCUGCUGGUUACUGCCUUGGGUCUAUUUUACGUUCAGGGUGGUUUCGGGUGGGUAGUCUCUGUUUCCCAAAUUGUUAACUGAAACAGACUUGCGUAAAAGAGAAGUGAUAUGGAACAGGACAGGCAGCUCCUGUAACU